AUGUCAACCUACAUAUUUAUCUCUGAUAUUGGGUCAUUUACUCAAAUAUGCUUAUUCGCAGUUAAAGCAACAUCAACAUUAUGUAUAAUAUGGAGUGCAUAUGUAUUUGCAAAAACACGACUGUUUUCCAGACGAGAUUCAGACAUUCAUAAUACUGUUGAUAAUAAGAAAAGGAAGUAUGAACAUUGUGAUGAAUCAGAAAUUUCUACACCUUAUGGCAAUUAUUCUUCCGAACAAAAUCUACCAUCUUUAUCACUUUUGAAGGGUAGUGUCAUAAUUCGCAAUAGUAUGAAUGCACUGUAUAAUUUAAUUCAUCAUGUAAAGCAUAAUAGUGAUGUUAAUGUUGCUACUGCUGUGUCUACAGACGCUGACGAUGUCACUUCAACAAAUCCAUGUAGUGAAUUCAAUAAAAUCACUCAUUCAGAUGAACUGGGUUUAUUUUAUAAAAUGAUAUGUGAUUUAAGUGUCAAGGCUGGAAUUACUACCAGUAAUAUUUACAGUACUCCUCGUAAACGAAGUCGUUUAUUGUCUUUCAGCAAAGAUCCAAAACUCACUACAGACUAUAUAUUACAUCUUUUGAUUUCAUACAGCAAGGAUCUUAGGUAUUUGGAUCACUUAUUCCAAUGUGAAAAUUUUGAACGUCUAAUCAAUUGGCUUAGUUCAAUCAGUCUUUCAGCAUUAAACAAUUCAGAUAACAAUAAUACACUACUUAUUGAUAAACAUCAUUCUUCACCAUCAGUAAAUCAACUCUUAUUUAAUGUGGAUCAAUGGACAAAUGAAUCAUAUUAUUGUGAUGAUAAUAAUAGUAAUACGGAUUCAUCAUUUGCAAAAGUAAAUAACUUGCCUGAUGUUCAUCUAGAAUAUCCUAUUCAUCUUUUAGUCGCUAAUUUUUUAGCAAACAUCUCACAGCAUCCAUCAAGUUCCGUUUUAAACAAUUAUGAAGAUAUCAAUAAAUUAAUCAGCCUCUGGAAAGUUUCUACAAGUUUGCAUUUAAAUCUUUUUGGUUCCAAGAUUGAUCAUAAUUUAAAAAUUCAUUCUAAAAUAAUUGACAGUUCAUGUUCUGAUUCGCUCAAUUCAUACCCUAUCUACUGUCCAGAUGUUUAUAACUUAAAUGAUUCCAACAAUAUCAACGAAGAUUAUGAUUUUGAUAUUAUUUUUGUGAACGGUAUGUUGGGUAGUGUUUUCUACACUUGGAGACAGCAUGAUUCAAUGCUUGCCAACAAUGCUACUCAGUAUACAAAAUGUUGGCCUAGAGACUGGCUUUCCCAUCGAUUUCCGCAAGCUCGAAUUAUUGGUGUUGAUACGUCAUUGAAGCCAUUUGUUUGGCAUUCAAUUUGUCCACUUCAAAAGUUACGGCGUACAUUAAAUGAGCGAGCUGUAGAUAUAAUGAAACAACUUAAAAAAGCAGAAGUUGGUCGUCGACCUAUAAUAUGGAUUACUCAUUCAGCUGGAGGUAUACUUGUGAAAGAAAUGCUUCGAUUGGCUAAUUCUGUUAGCAAUGGUACUUCCGAACAAUCGGAAAACGAUCAUUCUGAGCCAAGUACCACGUUUAGCACUAGAGAGUGUGCACACGUUUCUCAUACUUAUGCAGCUUUGUCAGUUUUAAGUGGAGAAAACCCAUCUGUUUCUCAAUCCUCAAUUUCUAAAAUCGAUCCAUCCUGUAAAUGGUAUUGUCACGAAACUGACCAGGAGAAUGGAAAUCCGUCAAAUAUAUCGAAUACUAGUUUUGUUGAAGAUAAAAAUUCCAGUACUUCUGAUAAAUAUUUUGAAAAUCGUAUGUAUUAUUCGUCUAGUUGUUCUGAUUUUCUGUCCAAACGCAGUAGUGAUGCAUCAUUCCUAACCACUUUAUCCGAUAGUUCGAAAACAGAUCCUGUAAAUUACCAAACAUUAGCAAGCAGUACACAAGCAGUUGUAUUUAUGAGUACACCACAUAGAGGAAAUCAAUCGGUGCACACUUUAUAUCGUCGUCCAUUCCGAUGGGCGCUUACUCCUGAAGCUAUUCAACUUGAAAAAAAUUCAAACUAUUUGUUGGAUCUCCAUGUUUGGUUUAAUCUAUGGGCAUAUAGUCAUAAAUUACAAAUCUUAUCUAUGGUUGAAAGUCGUGUAACACCAAUCAACAGAUUUUGGUCUGUUUUAAUUGUCCCUGAAGAUGUUAAAGACCGAGAGAUGGGCAAAUUGGUACGUAUCGAUUCAGAUCAUUUAUAUAUAAGUAAACCAAUGAAUCCUUCUGAUCUAUCAUAUACCAGUAUUGUUAAUUUUAUCGAAAAUCUAUCGUUAUGUAAACAGGCACCUGUGAAUACUGAUAAAACAACCUUUGUAACUUCCCAUAUUUCUAGAGUACAUUAA
Molecule: messenger RNA, 2346 nt
Organism: Schistosoma curassoni
Lineage: Eukaryota; Metazoa; Platyhelminthes; Trematoda; Strigeidida; Schistosomatidae
Source: the annotation of a GenBank genome assembly